This is a messenger RNA of Lodderomyces pseudojiufengensis, 4545 nucleotides long. RefSeq lists its product as uncharacterized. Gene Ontology annotation, cellular component: membrane. Bases 1 to 4545 code for a protein of 1514 amino acids. The transcript is spliced from 2 exons. Gene Ontology annotation, biological process: transmembrane transport. The record is from RefSeq and is a predicted model, not a curated record. NCBI's taxonomy places the organism in Eukaryota, Fungi, Ascomycota, Pichiomycetes, Serinales, Debaryomycetaceae. Gene Ontology annotation, molecular function: ABC-type transporter activity; ATP binding; ATP hydrolysis activity.
AUGGCUGCAAGAGGUGAAACAAAUGGUCUUUCUUCAACAACAUCAGAAUCCUCAGACUUGACAACGGUAUCGAUAAAUGACUUCGUUGGAAAUUUAAAUGAUAAUUCUGCUAGAUUUAAUACCACAUAUAACGAACGUAAUUUCAAUUCCAAUCAAAUUGAUGAUGAUGAAGAAGAGAAUAAAAAAUUGGAAAUAGUUAGAACAAUAACCAGUUUAACUCAUAAGCAAGAAUUAACUAAAUUAGAUACUAUAUCGAAUGAAAUUUCACGUCAAAUAACAAACAAGGAAGGAGAUUUUCAAUUAAAAUUGGAUGAGUUCAACCUUUUCAAAAUUCUAUCAAACUUUGUUUAUUUUUCAAAAAAACAAGGUAUUAAACUAAGAAAUAGUGGUGUCACUUUCAAAGAUCUUUGUGUUUAUGGAACUGAUGAAUCUUUUGCAAUUGUUCCUACUGUACUAGAUUUAUUGAAAGGUCCAAUCGGUAUAAUUGAAAAAAUUAUCGCUUCUGCUAGAACUCAAAAUAAAAAAAUUUUGAGUAAUUUAAAUGGUAUUGCUAAACCUGGUGAAAUGUUAUUAGUGUUAGGUAGACCUGGUGCUGGUUGUACAACUUUCUUAAAAUCAUUAACUGGUACUGAUUUUGAUUUAUAUAAAAAGAUUGAUGGUGAUAUUAGAUAUGAUGGUUUACCACAAAAGGAAAUGAUUCAUAAAUUUAAAAAUGAUUUGGUUUAUAAUCCAGAAUUAGAUGUUCAUUUCCCACAUUUAACUGUUGAUGAAACUAUAACUUUUGCUAUUGCAUGUAAAACUCCGAAUAUUAGAAUCAAUGGUGUAUCAAGAGAAGAAUUUAUUAAUGCUAAAAAGGAGAUAUUAGCAACAGUUUUAGGGUUAAGGCAUACUUAUCAUACAAAAGUUGGAAAUGAUUUUGUUAGAGGAGUUUCUGGUGGUGAAAGAAAAAGAGUAUCAAUUGCUGAAGCAUUAGCUUGUAAUGGAUCAAUCUAUGGGUGGGAUAACAGUACAAGAGGUUUAGAUGCUGCUUCAGCUUUAGAAUUUGCGAAAGCUAUUCGUACAUCAACAAAAAUCUUGAAAACAACAGCAUUUGUUUCAAUUUAUCAAGCAGGAGAAAAUGUUUAUGAAUGUUUCGAUAAGGUCACUGUUUUGUAUUUGGGUAGACAAAUAUAUUUUGGUAGAAUAGAAAAUGCAAAAAAGUAUUUUGAAAAUAUGGGAUGGCAAUGUCCUCCGAGACAAACUACACCUGAAUUUUUAACUGCAUUAACUGAUCCAAUUGGAAGAACUCCCAAACCUGGUUGGGAAAGUAAGGUACCAAAAACUGCUGAAGAAUUUGAACAACGUUGGUUAAAUUCAAGAGAAUAUCAAGAAUUAAUUAAUGAAAUUAAUGAAUAUAAUGAGUCAAUUGAUGAAGAUGAAAAAAGAUCUCAAUAUUAUGAAUCAAUUAAACAAGAGAAGAUGAAAUAUGCAAGAAAUAACUCACCUUUCAAUAUUUCAUAUUUACAACAACUAAAAUUAUGUACGAUAAGAAGUUCUCAAAGAAUUUGGAAUGAUAAAGCUUAUACUAUUACAUUAAUUUGUGCUGCUGUUUCACAAUCAUUAAUAGCUGGUUCAUUAUAUUAUAAUACUCCAGAAACUGUAUCAGGUGCUUUUUCAAGAGGUGGAGUUGUCUUUUUUGCUAUAUUAUUUAUGUCAUUAAUGGGUUUAGCUCAAAUUUCUGCAUCAUUUGCAAGUCGUCCAAUUUUAAUGAAACAAAAAAAUUAUUCAAUGUAUCAUCCUUCAGCUGAUUGUUUAGCAGAUUUUGUAAUGUCAAUCCCAAUAAGUAUUUUAAUUAAUACAUUUUUUGUUAUAAUUAUUUAUUUCCUAUCAAAUUUAUCAAGACAAGCUGGUAAAUUUUUUAUUUGUUAUUUAUUUGUUAUUUUGUUACAUCUAACUAUGGGUUGUAUGUUUCAAUCAAUUGCUGCUAUAAACAAAACUAUUGCUGGUGCAAAUGCAAUUGGUGGUGUUUUUAUGUUGGCUUCAUUAACUUAUUCAUCAUAUUUGAUUCAAAGACCUUCAAUGCAUCCUUGGUUUAAAUGGAUUUCAUAUAUAAAUCCUGUUUUAUAUGCUUUUGAAGCAGUUAUUGCUAGUGAAUUUCAUGGUAGACGUAUGGAUUGUGAUGGACAAUAUUUAACACCAUCUGGUACAGGAUAUGAAAACUUAAGUAGCGGUGAACAAGUUUGUGCAUUUACUGGUUCAAAACCUGGUCAAAAUUGGAUAUUAGGUGAUGAUUAUCUAUUUUUAUCUUAUACUUAUAAAUUUGAUCAUGUUUGGAGGAAUCUUGGAAUUUUGAUUGGAUUUUUAGCAUUUUUUUUAACAAUUACUUGUUUGGGUACUGAAUAUAUUAAACCAAUAUCUGGUGGUGGUGAUAGUUUAUUGUUUUUAAGAGGUAAAGUCCCCAAUAGAGUUGUUUUAACUGAAGAAGAAAGACAUGGUCAAGAUAUGGAAUCAGGACCUGCAGUUAGUCAAUUGGAUGAUCGUGAAUGUUCUAUUCAAGAACAAGAGAAUAGCGUUAAUGAUGAUAAUGUUGAUGAGUUUAAAGUUAAAGAUGUAUUUAUAUGGAGAAAUGUUGAUUAUAUUAUACCGUAUGAUGGAAAAGAAAGAAAACUAUUAGAUAAUGUUAGUGGAUAUUGUAUUCCUGGAACAUUAACUGCAUUAAUGGGUGAAUCUGGUGCUGGUAAAACUACUUUAUUAAAUACUUUAGCUCAAAGAAUUGAUUUUGGUACAAUAACUGGUGAGAUGUUAGUAAAUGGUAAACCCCUCGAUUUAUCAUUCAGUAGAAGAACAGGAUAUGUUCAACAACAAGAUAUUCAUGUUUCAGAAGUUACUGUUAGAGAAUCAUUACAAUUUGCAGCAAGAUUAAGGAGAUCAAAUGAUAUAAGUGAUAGGGAGAAAUUGGAUUAUGUUGAAAAAAUCAUUGAUAUAUUGGAUAUGAGAUUGUAUGCUGAUUCAAUUGUUGGUAAAAUGGGAAGUGGAUUGAAUGUUGAACAACGUAAGAAAUUAUCAAUUGGUGUUGAAUUAGUUGCUAAACCUUCUUUAUUAUUGUUUUUGGAUGAGCCUACUUCUGGAUUGGAUUCAUCUAGUUCUUGGGCAAUAGUUCAAUUAUUACGUAAAUUAGCUAAUGCAGGACAAUCAAUCUUAUGUACUAUACAUCAACCAUCUGCUACAUUAUUUGAAGAAUUUGAUAGAUUAUUAUUAUUAAAAAAAGGUGGUCAAACAGUUUAUUUUGGUGAUAUUGGGAAAAGAUCUAAAAUAAUUUUGGAUUAUUUUGAAAGAAAUGGAGCAAGACAUUGUGAAGAUGAUGAAAAUCCUGCUGAAUAUAUCUUGGAAGCAAUAGGAGCUGGUGCUUCCGCUGGUAAUGUUUCAAAUUGGCAUGAAAAAUGGUUGAAUUCAGAUGAAAGGAUUGAAACAGAUAAUAAAAGAGAUGAAUUGAUUGAUGAAUUAAGUUCAAAACCAUCAACUUUAACUAAAAAGGAAAUUAAAGAUUUAAAUAAUCAAUAUGCUACUCCUUAUUGGUAUCAAUUUCGUUGGGUUUGUGAAAGAAAUGCAAUAACAUUUUUUAGAGAUCCAGAAUAUGUAAUGGCUAAAUUAUUUUUAAUGACAAUUAGUGGAUUAUUCAUUGGUUUCACAUUUUAUGGAUUAAAACAUACAAUAACUGGAGCUUCAAAUGGUGCAUUUUGUGCAUUUUUAGCAGUUGUUGUUUCUGCUCCUGUUAUAAAUCAAAUUCAAGAAAAAGCUAUUAAUGGUAGAGAUUUAUAUGAAGUUAGAGAAAAAUUAUCAAAUACUUAUCAUUGGUCGUUAAUGAUUAUUGCUCAAACUUUAAAUGAAAUGCCAUAUUUAAUUAUUGGUGCAGCUUUUAUGUUUGUUUCAUUAUAUUUUCCAACUAAAGUUAAUUAUACAGCACUGCAUUCAGGAAUGUUUUAUUUUACUCAAGGUAUAUUCUUACAAGGAUUUGCUGUAUCAUUUGCUUUAAUGGUUUUAUAUAUAGCACCAGAUUUACCAAGUGCUAAUGUAUUAGUAUCUUUUUUAUAUACAUUUGUUGUUGCAUUUGCAGGUAUUGUUCAACCAGUUUCAUUAAUGCCAGGAUUUUGGACUUUUAUGUAUAAACUUUCACCAUAUACUUAUUUUAUUCAAAAUUUAACUUCAUCAUUUUUAGAAGGUAGAGAAAUAAGAUGUAAUGAAAAAGAAUUAUCAUAUUUUAAUCCACCUAGUGGUCAAACAUGUCAAUUUUUUGCAUCAAAUUAUAUAAAACGAGUUGGUGGUUAUAUUACAAAUCCUAAUGAUUCAAUAAAUUGUGGAUAUUGUAGAUAUAAUAAUGCAAAUGAUUAUUUGUUAACAAUUGGAGCUAAAUUUUCAUUAAGAUGGAGAAAUGUUGGAUUCUUUUUUGCUUAUAUUUUUUUUAAUAUUAUUAUUUGUAUGGUUCUUUAUUAUACUUUGAGAUAUAGUAGGUUUACUACAAAGGUUACAAAUGUUUUGAACAAUCUAAUUCCAAAGAAAAAGAAGUAG